Molecule: messenger RNA, 1368 nt
Organism: Diplodia corticola
Lineage: Eukaryota; Fungi; Ascomycota; Dothideomycetes; Botryosphaeriales; Botryosphaeriaceae
Product: dual specificity mitogen-activated protein kinase kinase 1
Exons: 1
Coding region: 1-1368 (455 amino acids)
Molecular function (GO): DNA-binding transcription factor activity
Source: RefSeq, a predicted model, not a curated record
AUGAAUCCGUUUCAAGCCCCACCUCAGUACCCGCCCCGGAAACUAAUCUCUCCAUCUAUGUUGCAGUUGGACGGUUCGCAUCCUCAGCAGACGCCAGGAACCGCAUCUUUCCAGGGCAAUCCGCUGAGUGGUACCGCGUUAGCUUCGCCAAUGUACCACUGUGGCGGAAACAUCUUGGCCGCUUCGGCAUUUUCAUCCAAACCACACACCUACGAGCCGUCCUCUCGCCAUGACCUUUACGAGGGCAGCUCUGUUGAUUGGUCGAUUUUCGAUGGCGUGGACUUGACCACACCCUCGACCAUAUCGACUGUUGGAAGCUCUGAUUCAAGACUAUCAAGUUUCCAGCGCCACUCCGCUUCGGAUACCGCUCGGCUUGAUUUCACGCCUAGAACUUCUUCCGAAAACUCCUUCUCACGAAUGGAUGUUGAGGAAGUCACCACGCCUAUUGAUGCGAAAGCAGCAGAUCUUUGCCACCGAUGGCUCUCCAACUUCUCUCCUUGCUGGCCCGAGGACAAAGACUUUGCGGCCUUGCAGCAGCUUACUGGUGAAUCCAUUACUCGGAUCAAAAUUUGGUUUGGCCAACGACUGUCCCAACCCGCGCCGCUCCCACCAUCCUCUUCUUUCUCGAGUACGAGCAACCAAUAUCUUCAGCUCGUGUCCCCCCCAUCAUCAUCGCCACCAACCCCUUUCCACUCUUUACCAAACGCCGAAGCACCUGCUUCCCGGAACAUCAGCCCUCCGACCAACCAUCACCACUCGCGAGCCUUCAAACCACAGACCCAUCGCUGCACGCCGACCGACAGCCCAGAGCGUCUCCACACCCAGGAUCCAUCCCGUCCCUUUCAGUGCACGCGUGCCUGUGGCCGCGUCUUCCCGCGCAAAGGCGAAUGGAUCAAACACGAGCAAAAGAGCCGUCCGCAGCGCAUCUGGCUGUGCACCGUCGGCGCCGCCACCGCACCGCCCUCCGCCUCCGCGGAGCAAGCACCCGACCAGCGCCACCGCUGUGCCUCGUGCGGCGCGCUCGACCCCACCAGCUCGCACUUUGUCACCGACCACUGGGAAGACGAGGGCGAGGGGAAGAGGUGGUGCCGGAAGCAGUUCAUGCGGAAGGACCAUCUCGUCGUUCAUUUACGGACGGUGCACGGAGUGGAUCGGGAUGCCGGGCUGGGGCACUACGGGGCUGUGGGUGAGCUGGAAGUUGGGGAAGAGCUGGAGGGGUGGUAUUGCUGGUGUGGGUUUUGUCGAAGGAAGGACUGCUUCAAGGGGUGGAGGGAGAGGAUGGAUCAUUUGGGCCGGCAUUUCAAGAAGGACGGGCUUACCAUGGGAGAUUGGCGGGUCGGGCCAGGGCAGAAGGCUGAUGGAGACUGA